This is a messenger RNA of Prunus armeniaca (apricot), 2193 nucleotides long. NCBI's taxonomy places the organism in Eukaryota, Viridiplantae, Streptophyta, Magnoliopsida, Rosales, Rosaceae. The record is from the annotation of a GenBank genome assembly.
AUGGGGAGGAUGGGAGGCAAUUCCAGGUCUCACUCUGCUAACCCCAGCGACUACAAGCUUCUGGAAGAGGUUGGCUAUGGCGCCAGUGCUACAGUGUACAGAGCGAUCUAUCUCCCUUUCAAUGAAGUCGUCGCUGUAAAAUGUUUGGAUCUCGAUCGCUGCGGCAGCAAUUUCGAAGAUAUACGGAGGGAGGCGCAAACGAUGAGCUUGAUAGAUCACCCAAAUGUUGUUAAGGCGUAUUGUUCAUUUGUUGUCGAGCGAAACCUUUGGGUGAUCAUGCCAUUCAUGGCAGAGGGUUCUUGUUUGCACCUCAUGAAAAUAGCAUAUCCGGAUGGGUUUGAGGAGUCUGCGAUCGGUUCUAUCCUUAAGGAAGCCCUUAAGGCUCUGGUUUACCUUCAUAAACAAGGUCAUAUUCACCGAGAUGUUAAGGCGGGAAACAUACUACUUGAUACUAAUGGGGUGGUUAAACUUGCCGACUUUGGCGUUUCAGCUUGCUUGUUUGAUGCAGCUGAUAGGCAACGCUCAAGAAACACUUUCGUAGGAACGCCAUGCUGGAUGGCACCAGAGGUAUUGCAACCAGGAAGUGGAUACAAUUCCAAGGCUGACAUUUGGUCAUUUGGUAUAACGGCAUUGGAGUUGGCCCAUGGUCAUGCACCAUUUUCAAAGUACCCUCCAAUGAAGGUUCUUCUCAUGACCAUACAGAAUGCCCCUCCAGGACUUGAUUAUGAUCGUGAUAAAAAGUUCUCUAAGUCUUUUAAAGAAAUGGUUGCAAUGUGCUUGGUAAAAGAUCAAACAAAGAGACCAACAGCAGAGAAAUUAUUGAAACACUCCUUUUUCAAGAAUGCAAAGCCUCCAGAGCUUUCUAUAAAGAAAUUGUUUACCGACUUGCCACCACUUUGGAAUCGUGUAAAAGCACUCCAGCUUAAAGAUGCAGCACAACUGGCUUUGAAGAAAAUGCCUUCAGCAGAGCAAGAGGCAAUAUCACAGAGUGAGUACCAGCGAGGAGUCAGCGCCUGGAACUUUGAUGUUGAGGAUUUAAAAGCCCAAGCAUCCCUGGUGCGAGAUGAUGAUGAUAUUCCAGAAAUGAUGGAAGAAGAUGAAAAGUUGAAAUCUGUUGUUAGUUAUAAGCAUGAAGCAACUGGUUGCCAAUCCAGUUUGGGGAAGUUGAACGAAAAUAGUGAACCAUAUUGGACGGAAUACAAAGAAGUAAAUGAUUAUGAGGCACAACAGGUUGAAAGCUUGAACAAAAAAGGCAAGGUUCUUGAAAGUAAUAUACUGGAAUCUGGUGGCCAGCAGAAAACAGCCUGGAAGAAAAAUGGAUCAAGCUCUGAGGCAACAGCAUCUACAUCAGAAAAAGACAUGGUACAGGCCAAGAAUAAAAAUCUAUCGGUGAAAAGUCGUCAAACGCAGAGUGGCCCACUCACACCGGGUGCUGUGCUUAGUCAUUCAUUAUCAGAAAGGGCUCGCAUAUUUGAAAGGAGUGAGAAUGAAAAUCAACCGGCAAUUGAUAAAGCUAAAUGUGAAGUACGACGAACACCAAGCUUUAGUGGUCCAAUGAUGCUUCCAAAUCGAGCUUCGGCAAACAGUUUAUCAGCUCCUAUAAAAUCUUCUGGAGGUUUUAGAGAUUCUUUGGAUGACAAGUCAAAGGCUAAUUUGGUGCAAAUUAAGGGGAGGUUUUCAGUGACUUCAGAAAAUUUAGAUCUUGUAAAGGAUAUUCCAUCAAGUACAAUACCUCGUCGAUCUUCACAGGGAUCACCUCUAAAAAAGUCAGCAAGCGUUGGUGAUUGGGUAUUUGAAUCCAGGCAAAUGCCUACCACUCCGUCUGCCAAGGAGUUGAACAACAGCAACAUACCUGCAUCGCUUCUCUUGCCUCACCUUCAGAAUCUUUUUCAGCAGACGUCGAUUCAACAGGAUAUAAUUAUGAAUUUACUGAGCACCUUGCAACCAGCUGAGGCAGUAGAAGGUACUCAAAAUGGAAAGUUGCCUCCACUGCCCCGCAGUUCUGAGACCAAUGGAAGUGUCGAAGCUGCAGUUUCUGAGAGGGAGCGUUUAUUGCUCCUCAAGGUCUCUGAGCUUCAAGCUAGGAUGAACAACUUGAGUGAUGAACUGACUGCUGAAAAGACGAGACACAUUCAAUUGCAGCAACAGCUGAAUGCUGUAUCUGGGCAGGAAGAAAAUGGGGACGGAAGAUAA